AAACGUAUAUUAUUUUUAUCGAUUUAUUUGGUAUAAGAAACUUGCUGAUCACUUGAUGAAUGAUGGAUUGAAGCCCAUUUUUGUAUCAAGAGAUACUGCAUGUCAACUGCUUGAAAAUUGAAUAGAGAGGAUUAUGCUGAUAGCACUAACUUUGUCCAGAUACCACUUUCGAAUAGCACAAUACUUAAUAAUUACUAUGUUAAAUAAGAAAAACGUUCACUCAGUAUAUCAGAAGAAAAACGUUCACUCAGAAUAUAUCUCUAUUUCUUACAAAGAUCAAUGAACGUUGAUAGAUGAGAAUAUCCUUCAUGGAAAGCUAUCCCAACUUUCGACUAUCCACUCGGCUUUCAAACUUCUCUGCUUUCGAUUUGUCUUCCGCACGCAGUAUUUGAAUCUUUAAUUCGACGCAAGCGCAUGCGACCAGCGAGUUUACUUCACGAUGAGUUUCACUCUUUAACAUUCAGUCGUGAUGUAGUUCGCCUCUAGGUAUCGUAUCGCUAGUAAAAGGAUACUUCGAAUGAAGCACGACAGUGUUGCGAAGCGUUUCUCGAAGUUCCCAACAAGAUGUCACAUAACGAAUACUUAUCGCGCGAUAUUAUGUACAUCACGCAACCAACGUGCAUUAUUAUGCGUGUACUUGGUAUUUGGCCGUCCAUUAGCCGAAAGAAAACUUUGUGCGAAAGAAUUUACAAGUUCCUGCUAAUUACCAUUUUUUGUGCUUUUCUCACGUGCAACCUCAUUUCCGGCUUACUCUAUUGGAUCAUACAGGGUGACGCGCGUACGCGUAUUCAAAUGAUCCCUUUUCUUAUGUACGCCGCUACGACCAUCAGUCAAUAUGGCAUCUUUAUAAUUCGUGAUGACCAGAUCAGACAGUGUUUGAAACAUGUUCAGGAAGAUUGGAAGAACAUUCUCAGCGCGGAUAUACGGAAUAUGGUGUUGAAAUUCAUGAGGAUUGCCAAGCAUCUAGCCACUAUAUGCGGAGCCUUCAUGUUUAGCGGUGCUAUUCUAUUUCAGACAAUCCUUCCGUUGUCACAAGGAGAUAUCGUCACAGAGCAGAACGUUACUAUCAGACCCUUGUCCUGUCCGAGUAACCUUAUUUUUAUUGACGUGCAAAUCACGCCUGUCUAUGAGAUAAUCUUCACGAUUCAAUGCUUCAGCGGUGUAAUUUCAGCCGCGAUCGCGACAAGUGCUUGUGGCCUCACUGCAAUUUUUGUGGCCCACGCUUCCGGCCAAUUGAGGAUCUUGAGGAAUUUGAUGACGAGACUGGUCGAGGAACAAUGGCAAAUGGAAUACGAGGUUAAUAAUAAAUUGGCUGAUAUAAUCGAACAUCAAGUACGAAUGCGAAGUUUCUUGCAAAUGGUGCAGAACACUCUGCAGCAGAUAUUUCUGAUAGAAAUAAUGGUGGACACGUUAAGUCUUUGCAUUAUGAUGUAUUAUAUAAUAGUUGAAUGGCAGAACACCAAUAUAACUGGAGUAUUUGUUUAUUUAUUUAGUGCUGGAGAUAUAACAGUUCAUUUAUUUCUGGUUUGUUACACCGGUGAACAACUUAUUGUAGAGGCAGAGAAAGUAGCCAUUGUAUCUUGCGAGCUUGAGUGGUUUCGUCUUCCGAACAAAAAAGCACGUUAUAUCGUAUUGUUGAUGAUUAUGUCUAAUGCUCCAACCAAGAUGUCAGCUGGAAACCUUUUUGAUCUCUCACUUAGAACAUUUGGUGACACUAUAAAAACAGCCGGAGCGUAUUUUAAUAUGCUUCGAAGUGUUUACUGACUGAAUGUUUCCAAAUAUUAAUCGUCGAAAUUGAGACAUAAGACGUAUUUGUAUCUCAGGGAAGCAACGUCCCGGAUACAUAUGUAAUGAGAGAACAAUAGAAACAACAAUAGUAACAACAAUAGUAGUAGGAGAAAUAGCAAUAGAAGGAAAAAGAGUGGUAGAAGGAGUA
Harpegnathos saltator (Jerdon's jumping ant) is the source of this 1936-nucleotide messenger RNA. Its product is annotated as odorant receptor 13a-like. The transcript is spliced from 5 exons. NCBI's taxonomy places the organism in Eukaryota, Metazoa, Arthropoda, Insecta, Hymenoptera, Formicidae. Gene Ontology annotation, cellular component: plasma membrane. The record is from RefSeq and is a predicted model, not a curated record. Gene Ontology annotation, biological process: detection of chemical stimulus involved in sensory perception of smell; sensory perception of smell. Gene Ontology annotation, molecular function: olfactory receptor activity; odorant binding. Bases 565 to 1764 code for a protein of 399 amino acids.